This is a messenger RNA of Suillus fuscotomentosus, 2517 nucleotides long. RefSeq lists its product as uncharacterized. The coding region runs from base 1 to 2517 and encodes 838 amino acids. The transcript has 8 exons. NCBI's taxonomy places the organism in Eukaryota, Fungi, Basidiomycota, Agaricomycetes, Boletales, Suillaceae. The record is from RefSeq and is a predicted model, not a curated record.
AUGUUUCUCAAGAGUCGUGGGCGAGUAGUCCAUGGUGUCAACUACUGGAACAUAUAUGCGAAUUACUUCAAGGAGAACAUGGAGAAAGAAGUGGCACGCCUAACGGAAGAUGAAACGCACGACGCCGAAGGUAAAGGAAAAGGAAAAGAGGUUUGUAGGCCAGAUAUGCAGGGCACGCCGAGCACCCGGCUGCGAACACAUUGCUAUGAAAAAUUCAAGGACACCUUCCCAGAUGCAUACCAGGAUAUCCUUGACAUGUUUGAUGAAGCUGCUGUGCUAGGUGCUACUACUCAAACCAUCUCUCAGUGUGGACAGUCGUUUCAGAGGCUCUGUAAAAAAGUGGCGGGCAUGUUAGAUUCCUCGGCCGCCAGAUUCGGGUUUGAGGCCGCUGUCGUGCUAUGUGGGAAAAUAGUGAACCAAGACGCAUCACUUGGUCACGUACACACGACACCCGGUGCUGGAGGGUUUUUUGAGACACAAUGUCAUGCCAACGACGACACAAUCAUUGCUCACAUCAAAGCACAUGUGUUUAACACCACAUCGUUAUCAGCAGUUGAAGAGUCUUUCAAUGUUGACGACAGCAACGGUGUAGAAUCAUCGUUGAGUGAUGAUACCUCGGACAUUCAAAUCCUGGAAGGGCGAGACGUUGCACUAAAGUGGUUGAAACGUGAGCUCACGAGACAAGUUGGUACACUCUUGGUUUAUCUUUUUCUUCGAACUGGGGUUUAUAAAAUCACAUUAGAGCACUGUGGCGGCAAGUUCGUGUCUGACAAAAAUUUUCCUUGGAAGCUCAUGCCGAAUGCCCUUGCUGAUGACUGGCUGUGCAUUACCAGCUAUCCUGCACACAAGUGCUUGUUGCCAGGUGAAUACCAUAGCAAUACAUCAAAGAGCAAGGCCAUUGGAGGGCUAAUGCAGAAGGAGAUCUCUGCACUCGUAGAUGCUCUGAAGGCAGGAACGAUGGUUGUCGUUAAGGUGUCAGCAAAGUUUCAAGUCGCUAUUAUUGCCUCUGAAGUGCCUGUUAUCAUUGGCGAAGCGCCUCCGUCUGACUAUCUGCACCCUGGUGCCCGCCGCAUGUUCACAGAUGGUCACACGGACUUUAACGGACCCUCCCGGGCUAAGCCUACUACUGCAGCGACCAAGGUCAAGAAGGCUCAGAAAGGUCAUAACGCCAGACCGAUAUCUCAGCAAGAUGAACCUCACGAUGAGGUCAGAUCUCUCCCACAGAUGACAGGGCCCCCUCCCUCACGUCCAUUUGUCAUGGUCAUGAAGCCUCUACCACGCCCAGCACCUCCUCCCUCGCGCCCAUUUGUUAUGGCCACCAAGCCCACCAUGCUUGACGUAAUCUCCAUUCUGACCUCUGACUCUGAAGAAGAGCUGCUAGAGAAACCUGAUGAUGGUAAGGGCAAAAAGAGGAAGUUAAAAUUUGCAGCAGUAGCUCGAACAUUAAAGAAGCAUGCACCAUCUGCAGAGGCAGUGAAGGAUAUGAAAGGAGAGAUGAAGGGUGGGCCAACAUCGCCUCUGACUGUUGGAUCUUCAAGUGAUGAGCCACUUGCACCGGCAGCUCUGGCUUCCAAGAGGCUCCGGAACGUCAAUGGUUCUCACUAUGUGGAGGGCCGUGCACUUCGGAAGGUGUACCACAAGGUGGACUCAGAGGAUGCGGUCAAGCUUGCUGCAAACGACCCUGCAUGCCCUGUAAUGGUUGCUGAUGGCAUGGAAACUUCCAUGGGAGGAGAAUCUCGGGAGGCAAGAGAGUUUGUGGGGCCAAAUUCAGAUGAUCCAUCUGUGCUUGUUCAUACCUCGCAGACAGAGCCUCUGAACACCAUGGCUGACCAGGUUGGUCCAGCUAGUCCACAUGCUGUAGGGCACCUGUCACCUCACCAGCCCACGGUGUCUCGGAACCAUCUGCGGAACGACCCUCGUAAUCCUUUGGACUCACGCGAGCUUCACCGUCUUCGUGACCACCCUCAUUGUCAUUACUCCCGUGAAGUUCAUCACCAUCGUGAUGCUUAUCCCCCAUUGUUGGAACGUGAUGGUCUGCAGCUGCGGAAUGCACCCUAUAAUCGAAGGGAGGCUCCAGGCCUCACACCCCUGGAAGUUUAUGGACCAUACGUUACUCAGUGGAAUGACAUUGAUGACCAUCAAGGUUUCACUCCUUAUGCUGAUGAUCCCUCAUGCUCGUGGGGCUACCGUGAUCAGUAUGGUCAAUGGAGGAGGUAUGAAGACACGCAGAAAAUGGUUCAUGAUGGUGAAUUUAGCAACUACCCACGCGAGGCUCCAGCACCACGAAUCUAUCCGUUCGAAGACCAUCGUGCAACCCAUACUGACAAUCGUGAUGGCAACUCAAUGAUUAGUGCUGCCACAGUCUGGUCCAGAACCAUGAAGCCUGAACCGGACCGGAAAAUGGUUCUGGGUUCUAGGUCUUCCCGGACCAUCCCAAUUUGGUUUGGUCUUCCCGAACCAUUCCGAACCCUUAUCGACUUCGACUUCGUCUCAUUACUUUCUUUGGUUCCCAGCUAA